UUCCCUCGGCGGGCAGGCUGUGUGUGUGGGGUUCGGGCAGUGCGCCCGGGGUACUGCGCAGAGCGCGGCCCGAGCGGUGCCAGCCCCGUAAGUCGAGUCGCCAGCGGGGAGGACGCGGCGCGGGCGGCGGGACGAGUUCGAAGCCGGGAUUGGGCGAAGGCGCUCCCGGGGCCUGAGGGGACCGGCGAGAGACUGAGCGAGAAGCGGCUUCCGCGGGCGGGGGCGCGCGCCGGGCCGUGUCUCCCGGGAGAUGCUGUGACGGACCGCACGGAAGCAGUGACGCCGGGGCCCUCGGCGGCCUGGCCCGCGGGCUCAGUGGCAGUAUGCAAGACUUGACAGCUCAAGUGACCAGUGAUCUCCUGCAGUUCCCAGAAGUGACUAUUGAAGCUCUUGGAGAAGACGAGAUAACGUUAGAGUCUGUGCUUCGAGGAAAGUUUGCUGCAGGGAAAAAUGGACUAGCAUGCUUAGCUUGUGGUCCACAACUUGAAGUUGUAAACUCCCUAACAGGAGAGCGGUUAUCUGCAUAUAGAUUCAGUGGAGUAAAUGAACAGCCUCCUGUAGUCCUUGCAGUGAAAGAAUUCUCUUGGCAUAAGAGGACUGGUUUGUUAAUAGGAUUGGAAGAAGCAGAUGGGAGUGUUCUUUGUCUUUAUGACCUUGGUAUAUCAAGAGUGGUCAAAGCAGUUGUUCUUCCUGGAAGGGUAACGGCUAUUGAGCCUAUAAUUAACCAUGGAGGAGCUAGUGCAAGUACCCAGCAUUUACAUCCAAGUCUUCGAUGGCUUUUUGGUGUGGCUGCUGUGGUAACUGAUAUUGGACAGAUCCUUCUUCUUGACCUAUGUUUGGAUGACUUGUCAUGCAGUCAGAAUGAAGUAGAGGCAUCAGACCUUGAGGUUAUCACUGGUAUCCCAGCUGAAGUACCACACAUCAGAGAGAGUGUGAUGAGAGAGGGCCGCCACCUGUGCUUCCAGUUAGUAAGCCCAUCAGGAGUAGCCAUUUCUACUCUGAGUUACAUCAGCAGGACAAAUCAGCUUGCUGUGGGUUUUUCUGAUGGCUACUUAGCACUUUGGAACAUGAAAAGCAUGAAAAGAGAGUACUAUACACAGUUGGAAGGUGGAAGGGUUCCUGUCCAUGCAGUUGUCUUUCAAGAACCUGAGAAUGACCCUCGUAACUGCUGUUACUUAUGGGCUGUUCAGUCCACACAAGAUAGUGAAGGGGAUGUUUUGAGUUUGCAUCUGCUUCAGCUGGCUUUUGGUGAUAGAAAAUGUUCGGCAUCAGGGCAAAUUUUAUAUGAGGGACUAGAAUACUGCGAAGAAAGAUAUACACUGGAUCUAGCAGGUGGCACGUUCCCCUUAAGAGGACAAACUAGUAAUACCAAAUUGUUGGGAUGCCAGAGUAUAGAGCGAUUUCCAUCUCAUGGUGACAGAGAAGAAAGUAUGAGAGAAGCUCUGUCUCCUGAUACUAGUGUUUCUGUCUUUACCUGGCAAGUGAACAUAUAUGGACAGGGAAAACCUUCUGUAUAUUUAGGGCUCUUUGACAUAAAUCGUUGGUAUCAUGCACAAAUGCCCGAUUCUUUAAGAUCAGGAGAAUCUCUGCAUAAUUGCUCAUAUUUUGCAUUGUGGUCAUUGGAUUCGGUUGUAAGUAGGACUUCUCCACAUCACAUCUUGGACAUACUAGUACAUGAGAGGAGUUUAAACCGAGGGGUUCCUCCUUCCUAUCCACCUCCAGAGCAGUUUUUUAACCCAAGUACUUUUAAUUUUGAUGCCACUUGUUUGUUAAACUCUGGAGUUAUCCAUGUAACUUGUACUGGAUUUCAGAAGGAGACUUUGACAUUUUUAAAGAAAUCAGGACCAACUCUUAAUGACGUCAUUCCUGAUAGUUAUAAUCGGUGUCUUGUUGCUGGUCUCCUCUCACCAAGACUUAUUGAUAUUCAGCCUUCCAGUUUAAGUCAAGAAGAACAACUAGAAGCUAUAUUGUCAGCAGCAAUUCAGACAAGUUCCUUAGGACUUUUGACUGGUUACAUUAGAACAUGGAUAAUAGAAGAACAACCAAAUUCUGCUGCUAAUCUACGAUUUGUUCUUGAGUGGACAUGGAAUAAGGUGGUUCUCACAAAAGAAGAAUUUGAUAGGCUUUGUAAGUAUUUUCUAGGAUUGGUGGACUUGAGCAACAAGCAUAUGGUUACCCAGCUUCUCUGUCAGUACGCACACAUGGUUCUGUGGUUCUGCCACUCGGGGCUUCUACCUGAAGGCUUAGAUGAUGCUCUGCAGCUGUCAAGACUACGCUACAACUACCCUAUAAUCCAGAACUACUAUACAAGUCGUCGGCAGAAGUGUGAGCGCUCGCUCAGAGGAAAGUGGAACCACAACUGCUUGAUGAUUGAUGGAUUAGUCUCUCAACUAGGAGAUGAAGUAGAGAAGUUGUGGAAGCGGGACGAAGGUGGCACAGGAAGAUAUCCUCCUGCUAGCAUCCAUGCAUUACUUGAUAUAUAUUUAUUAGACAACAUUACUGAAGCAAGCAAACAUGCUAUUACCAUUUAUUUGCUGCUUGAUAUUAUGUAUUCCUUUCCAAAUAAAGCGGAUACCCCCAUUGAAUCUUUCCCAACUGCCUUUGCUAUUUCUUGGGGCCAAGUUAAGCUAGUUCAAGGAUUUUGGCUGCUAGAUCAUAAUGACUAUGAGAAUGGCUUAGACCUUCUGUUUCACCCAGUUACUGCAAAGCCUGCAUCGUGGCAGCAUUCAAAGAUAAUUGAAGCCUUUAUGAGUCAGGGAGAGCACAAACAGGCUCUCCGGUAUCUUCAGACAAUGAAGCCAACAGUGUCCAGUAGCAAUGAUGUUAUCCUUCACCUCACUGUUCUACUUUUUAAUAGAUGCAUGGUUGAGGCCUGGAACUUACUGCGACAGAACUCAAACAGAGUAAAUAUAGAGGAAUUACUAAAGCACGCUUAUGAAGUUUGUCAGGAAAUGGGCUUAAUGGAGGAUUUACUGAAGCUACCAUUUACAAAUACUGAGCAGGAAUGUUUAGUGAAAUUUUUACAGUCCAGUACCAGUGUUGAGAAUCAUGAAUUCCUUCUAGUUCACCAUUUACAGCGUGCCAAUUAUAUUUCGGCCUUGAAACUAAACCAGACUCUGAAGAAUAAUCUCACGAGUGAUCGUGACCCUCGAUUGCGGGAGAGAUCAGUGACUCGAAAUUCUAUAUUAGACCAGUAUGGGAAAAUCCUACCUAGAGUCCAGAGAAAGUUAGCUGUUGAGCGAGCUAAGCCUUACCAUCUGUCAACGUCCUCAGUUUUUCAUGAAGUUUCUAGACCCAAACCAUUAUCGGCAUUUCCAAAGAAAGCUAUAACUGGAACAGUGUUAACAAGAUCUACGUUCAUCAGCAAUGUUUUAUCUAAAAUUGGAGAGGUGUGGGCAAGUCAUGAACCUAGAAAUGACAUCUCACUUUUUAACAGUCCUAAAGCAGAACAGCCAUCUCCUGUAGUACAUGCUUCUCCACACCCAGAGCUUCCUGAGGCCGCGUUUGUUGGAACUCCAAUUUCAAAUACAUCCCAGAGAAUUUCUAGAUUACUGGAUUUGGUUGUCCAUCCUGUCCCCCAGCCUUCUCAGUGUUUGGAGUUUAUUCAACAAAGUCCCACAAGAUCUCCUCUGUGCCUGCUGUCCAGUUCAUUACCGUUAAGUUCACAGUUAAAAAGGCCGCGUCAGAGCACCUCCAGGCCUUCAGAGUUGCUUUUACUUGAGACUCCUCUUAUAGUUAAGAAAGCUAAAUCUUUGGCUCUGUCAGCUACGUCUUCUGGAUUUGCCGAGUUUACUCCUCCAUCCAUCCUUAGGUCUGGUCUUCGAACAACACCUUUAGCAUCUCCCUCUCUGUCACCUGGAAGAUCGCUCACUCCGCCUUUCAGAGUUAAAGAAACUAGGAUUUCAUUCAUGGAAGAAGGCAUGAGUACACACUGGACUGAUAGAGCUACUGAUGACCGGAAUGCAAAAGCGUUUGUUAGCACAUCUUUCCAUAAGUGUGGACUCCCAGCAGAAACUGAGUGGAUGAAGACCAGUGAUAAGAAUACCUAUUUUCCUCUGGAUGUCCCUGCAAAGGGCCCUCAGAAAGUGGUGGCAGAAUCACUGGAUACCCAUUCACGAAGGCUAGAGAAGCUGGAUGUGAGGAAAGAAGACAGCACUGCUUCCACCAGGUCAGACCAGACCUCCUUAGAGUAUCAUGAUGCACCAUCACCAGAAGACCUUGAAGGUGGCCUUUUUGUGUCCCCCAAGCCAGCAAUUUCUUCCACUGAACUAACUACUAAUUCAACUCUACAAACAGAGAGGGGUAAUGAUAAAGAUGCGAUUAAGUCAGAAGGUACUCCUUCAGCUGUGAAGAAACAAACAGGCACGGGAGAUGCUGUAGUGGAAGCAUUUUCAGAAUUCAGUCGCUUAGACCCUGUUCAAAGAGCUGAAGCUUCUUUUGGUGUGUCGUCAGUCUGCGAAGGGGAAAUCUCCACUUCAAAAUCCAAGACGUCAGUUCUGGAUGGAAUAGUGUCUAUUGAGAGCCGAACCUCCAUACUUACAGCAGACUACAAAGAGUCUGUGGCCAACACGAUUGCAGAUGUUGAAAGCUCUGGGUCCACCAGCUCCAAGUGCCCUGUUACCGCUGAACGCAGCCUCGGCCAAAAACUAACAUUAAACUUAAAAGAAGAUGAAAUAGAAGCUCAUGUACCAAAAGAGAACGUUGGCUUACCAGAAGAAAGACCUCGAAUUUCUGCUGGUCCUUCUGAUACUCAAGAAAUUCAUCUAAUUGGAUGUGAAAAACUUGAAGUUCAGAAUUCAGAAGAGGAGGCCAAGAGUCUUUCAUUUAAUGAGUUGUAUCCCUUAGGGGCACAUAAGCUUCAGUAUAAUCUCGGUACUAUUGAGCAGCAGUUUUGUGACUUGCCUGAUGAUAAAGACUCUGCUGAAUGUGAUGUUGCUGAAGUAGACGGGGAACUUUUUGUGGCCCAGAGCAACUUUACCUUGAUUUUAGAAGGUGAAGAAGGAGAAAUUGAGGCAAGUGACUCUGCAGUACCUAAUGUGUUACCAAAAGCGACCAACAUAGCAACCAAGGAAAAACCUGUGUGCCACGUGGAACCCCAUAAUCAGGAACAUGUUACAGAUGUGCCAUCUGCUGUGACUGGUGACCAAGAAUCCCACAAGGUAGAGACUUUACCGCAUGUGCCUGAGCCGGUUAAAGUGGCAACUGCAGAAAAUCUGUUGGAUGUAAUUAAAGACACCAGAAGUAAGGAAGCAACUCUCCUGACAGCAGGUGGUGAGGCUGUUGAUGAGGACAAAGCAGCAAUAGUCCCAAAGGCUGCUCAUUCCUCCAGGCUAACAAACUCUACACUGAAGAAGGUUAAGGAAACACAUGCAGAGACUGUAAAUACCAGCCAGUGUGAUGACAUGGUUUCUUCUAGAACUCUUACAAGAAGGCAGCAUGCCCUAAGCCUGAAUGUCACAUCAGAACAAGAGCCUUCAGCAGUUGCUACUCCUAAGAAGAAAACUAGAAAAAUAAAAGAAACUCCUAAGUCUUCUGAAAGUAUCUGUUCUGACUUAAAAGUAGCACCUGAGAACCAACUGACAGCUCAGAGUCCUCUCCCUCCUAGGAGAGGAAAGAAGAAGGAAGUUAGCCAAGGCACACUAGCAAGCUCUGUGCCAGAGCCUCAGGGUACACGGGAAAAACGGAGGCUGAGAACACAGCCACCCGAGCCAGCAGCUGAAGAAACACCUUCUAGAACAAAAUUCAAGCUUUCAUCUGUUAGAAAGGGAACCCCUAGAAGACUUAAGAAAUCUGUAGAAAAUGGGCAAAGUGCAGAAAUUGUAAAUGAUCUCAAAGGUAGUGAAGCAACAAGUCAUGACAGGACUGUCACCGAGCUGAGGAAUGCCAAUUUAGAAGAUACUCAGAAUAUGGAGUAUAAACAAGAUGAACACAGUGACCAGCAGCAACUGCCUCUAAAACGAAAGAGGGUCAGAGAGAGAGAAGUUAGUGUGUCAAGUGUGACACAAGAGCCAAAGCUUGACACAUCCCAGUUGCCUCUUGAGACAGGGCUCGAUGUACCUGCCACCCCUAGGAAACGUGGUAGACUCAGGAGGGUAGUUCCCUUAGAAGCUGAUGGUGCCACAGCUGGUAAGGAACAGACAAGUCCCCAGAAGAAAGACGUUCCGGUUGUCCGGAGAUCUGCACGGAACACCCCAGUUAGAAAUGUGAGUACUUUAGAAAAAUCCAUUUUAGUGCCAAAUAAGGAAGCUGCUCUAGUGGUGACAUCUAAGAGGAAACCUACAAAGAAGCCUGCAGAGGAAAGCUCAAAAGGCCCAUCAGCAGCAGUCUCAGACUUGGCGGAUGGAGCAGCCCACCCAGAGUCCACUGACCGAGAAGAAGGACUGCUUGCCACUGCUGCCCUCACGCCGUCUGCCUGGGUCACAAGGACUAGGUCUAGAAGGACCAUGUUGUUGACGGACAUUUCUGAACCCAAAACUGAGCCUUUAUUUUCUCCUCCUUCAGUGAAGGUUCCAAAGAAAAAAACAAAAGCUGAGAACAUGGAGGCCGCGGCCCAGCUGAAAGAAUUGGUGUCAGAUUUAUCUUCUCAGUUUGUUGUUUCCCCUCCUGCCUUGAGAACCAGGCAGAAAAGUAUAUCCAAUACUUCCAAACUUCUAGGUGCACUGGAGAGUGACCCUAAACCACUAGAGAUCAUAGAACAAAAACCAAAAAGAAGCAGGACUGUGAAGACAAGAGCAGUGAGCAGAAACAUGGGAAAAGGAAGUUCUUGGUCACCUCCCCCUGUAGAAAUUAAGCUGGUUUCUCCCUUGGCGAGUCCAGUGGAUGAAAUAAAGACCAGCAAGCCAAGAAAAACUGCAGAAACAGCAGGAAAAACUCUUGGAAGGGGCAGAAAGAAGCCAUCUUCUUUUCCAAAGCAAAUUUUACGCAGGAAAAUGCUGUAAUUUUUAGCCCAAGAUUUUAAAACGCACCUGUUUGUAAAAGUCAUCAGUAUUUGUGUGGAUUAUUAAAGUCACCCAAUUUGGAUGGAAAUACUUUAUAUAAAUUGUACAAUUUUGUAAGCAAGUAAAUAAGUAACUCCAUAUGGAGUGCAGUUCUUCUAGUCCAGGCGUUUUAUAAUACUUCAUACGUUUAUAUAAAUGUAAAUAUGACUUAUCAUUGGGAUGUUAAAUAAACUAAUGUAAAGUACACUGUGUGUCUGGUAGAUUUUUGAGAGGAGCUUUCUGUUUGAGUUGUAGUUUUAUAUGCUACUGGACAUUUGUUCAUAUCCUUUCUUUACAGUUAAGAUACUAGAACUGUCUUAAAAUGAGGGCGAUCAACUAUUGAUUAUUUUUAACAUUGCUGUUUUAUAAUGUAUGCACUUUGAUGCUGUUCCUCAGAUCUCUAAUUAUUACAUGUACUCAUUGGGCUUUGCCUGAUACUGUGUUGAAUUUGAAUUGUCGGCAUGUGAUUUUGCCUUUUUGUAGUUUUACAAAUGUUGUGUAAUCUACCUCAAAUGAGUAAUUUUCCAGUACUGCAUCGGUUUCCUAUGCUAGCAGUUCUGUUCAGUAACUUAAGGACUAUCUUGUCUCUCAAUUCAGAGACUUAAUUAUCCAGGUUAGAUUGACCGAUUUCACUGCUUCCUAGCAACCUCAUGGAAGGAUUGGAGAAAGAAAUGUAAAACGGUGCACCGGCGUGUGCCUGCUGUUGAGAAGAGAAGCCGACAAGGUUUAAACUUCCCGUGCUGUGAAAGAGCUUGCGACUGAGUCACAGAAGCCUCUCUAGUAUUCAGGUUUUAAACUGGUAACUGCCACAGAACCUCGGGCACAGGUUACAGAGAAUGGAAGAGUGUGAGCAGAUGUGGGGAAAGAGGGAAGGAGUGCUCUUUUCUUCAGGGUGUGUACCGAUGGUAAUGGCCUUCAUCAAUAAAUAAGUGUUGUCAAAUAAUUUAUGACAGGUAAUUGAUAGUGUGUAAUGAAUGGACGCUUAAUAAUUGAUACCUAAAAGCAGACUUUGUCAGCUAAGCUUUGGAUGUUUUCGUGAGCAGUGUGCUUUGUGUGUUAUUUUUCUACCGAAUAGCAUCAUGGAUAAUGAGAAAAUGGGGAGAAUGCCUGUGCCGAGAUCGGACAGUGUGAAAGUGGCCGUCCGGGUGCGGCCGUUCAGCCAGGUCAGUCCAUGCUCAUUGCCUUGCUGACAAUUACUGCCUGAUUUUAUUAAUUUUUUAAUAAUAGUUUCUGAAUUUGUAUUUAAGCUGCUUGUCAUUUAUGAAAUAUUAAACUUAUUUAAAUGGAUUUGUCAAAUGAGUAACAAAAGAUCUGAGCAUAAUUUAGUAAACAUUUAAUUUCAUUCCUUGGUACAAGUAGCACAAUAAAAAAACUGACAAGAGAAA
Messenger RNA from Mus pahari (shrew mouse), 8362 nucleotides. RefSeq names its product AT-hook containing transcription factor 1 (gene Ahctf1). The record is from RefSeq and is a predicted model, not a curated record. The transcript is spliced from 35 exons. Bases 324 to 6938 code for a protein of 2204 amino acids. Lineage: Eukaryota; Metazoa; Chordata; Mammalia; Rodentia; Muridae.